This is a messenger RNA of Sphaeramia orbicularis (orbiculate cardinalfish), 12126 nucleotides long. It is a transcript of the gene pkd1b, whose product is annotated as polycystic kidney disease 1b. The record is from RefSeq and is a predicted model, not a curated record. Gene Ontology annotation, molecular function: monoatomic cation channel activity; protein binding. NCBI's taxonomy places the organism in Eukaryota, Metazoa, Chordata, Actinopteri, Kurtiformes, Apogonidae. Gene Ontology annotation, cellular component: plasma membrane. Gene Ontology annotation, biological process: calcium ion transport.
AUGCCAGACCUGCUGACGUUCCAAACACACGUCCUCCUGUGGAUGCUUUGUGCUGGUUUCAUUACUGCAGCUCAAGAGGACAUUCUCUGUCCAGAAGGUGGUCAGAUCCACCUCUCCAGGCUGCGAUGCUACUGGCUGUCUGAGGUGACCUUGCCCUGGUCUGAGGCACAGGAUUCAUGCAGAAAGACUGAUGGAGGAGAUCUGGCAGAUGUUCAGACCCUGGAGCUGCAAACGUUUAUCCAGCGGUCAUUUCCAGUUAAAUCAUCUGUGUGGACAUGGAUGAGGGGGUCAGAGGACCACCAUCAUGAUGGGGUAACUCCUGCAUGGGGGGGCAGAGGCAGUGGGGGUCCACCAGUGUGUCCUCAGAUGGUUCUGGGGACGCAGGGACAGGUCAGGACGUCCACGUGUUCUGGACGCUUUCACUUCCUCUGUGAAAAACAAGUAACAGAGUCUGUCCCGUCUACACACACUUACCUGACCGGACCGCUUCUCAUGACUGGCGUCUAUUCUCACGUCCAGAUGUGGACGCUCCAACAUCCAGAUGUGGGUCAGUUUACAGUGGAGAUGCAGCUCUUCCCAGGUGUGUGGUUCAGUCAUGCAGGUCAGUUAGUGUCUGUGGAACUGGUGGUCCAGCCCAGCCCAGAAUCCUCCCUGGCCCGGAUCCAGAUCCUCCGACCCUACUGCAACCCCAACCACCACUUGGUGCCCCCAGGUUGCAGCUCUCUUCUGAACCCGUUCAGCUGCUGUUCUGCAGUACCCAUGUGUAACAGUACGGGGGGCUGCAGCCUGGGUCAGUACUGGUGCCACCUGCUGGAGGCCUGUGUGCCCGUCACCAGGCCCUGCAGCCCCUACGAUUCAGCCGGAAAGAUCCGAGGCUUCGCUCUGCCGCCCAGAUACACUGCAGUUCCACCAUUCUACCACCCGGUGGCAGAUCUGUCUCUGAGAAUAAACCCUGCGUCUGCUCGCAAACAUAUAAACCUGGUUCUGCCUGAUAAACCCACAGUGGUUUAUCCUGAUGACAUAAUCGCUGUACAACACACUCGUGAGUCUGGAACCUUCCUCCACUGCCGUACCAACGAGGCCUCGCUGAACUGCCCCUGGUGCCAGAGCUACCUGUCCAUCAGGGGGGAGGAGCGGGGGGGCUGGUGGGAGGGAGGCGUCACGUCCCCCUCCCACAGAGGCCAGUGGGUGGACGGGGUGGUCUGUGAUCUGAGGAUGCUGUACGUGGACACAGAGCACAUGGAUGCGUUCGGCUCCACCCACAUGGACACGAGCACCGCCUCCGACGUUCACACCCUGACUGAUGGUCCACCUCUGAAACCUGGGCUCAGUCUCAUCCACCCUGCACCAGAUGAAAACAACCAGAUUCAUGUCCAGGUCAACAUUCCCACCCUCAUGGUCAUCAGGGUUCCAUCUGGAGACCAAGCCCGGAGCUCCUGGUCAUGGCCGGUGCUCCAGACCGGGGUCCCCUUCCUUCCAUCCUGUCCUGGGGAGGUGGACCAGAUUCAGGCCUCCUGCGGCUGCACAGACGCCUGGUUCUCCUCUGUGACUCUGCUGUUGUCCUCAGUGGGAGUUCACCAGUUGAAUAUUACUGUGACAGAUCCACUGACCGCUCAGAACAUCACUGUCCUGGUCUGUGGAUACGAGGCAGUGAGUGGGCUCACAGUUCAGCCUCAUGGAUGUCUGAGGAUGCUUGUAGACACAUCACAGUCUUUUACAGCCACAGUGGAGACGGGUUCCUCAGUGACGUUCACAUGGGUGAUUGACAGCCUGGACACAUUCGCUUAUGAAGGUGACUCGUUCAGCGUCGUCUUCAGGAAAGCGGCUGAAUACAAACUCAAAACCCAGUUCGUCGUCCUGACGGUUGAUGAAAUGACACCAGUGACUGAACCAGAGUUCCUCGUUGUCAAAGAAGCCGUAGCUGUCGAUGCCACACAACUGUACACUGUCAGGGUUAAAGCGGACAUUUCCCUGCCAGUCUCCUUCAGGUGGGAUUUUGGGGACGGCAGUAGUGAGGUAAUCCACACCCACUCGGCUCCGUGUCAGACUAUGGAGGAGCAGGAGGAGAAAGGACUGAAGCAGGUGUUUGUCCUGGACUCAGUCAACCAUACCUUCUACAUUCCAGAUGACUACACACUUCACGUCCAUGUUUCAAACCAAUACUUCACCAGUGACCUGUCUGUGAAGAUAAGUGUCCGCCUACAGUUACAUCACCUCCUUCUUUCCUCGUCUCCUCUGGUGCCUCGUGCCCACCACCAUCUUCUUCUGGAGGCUUCUACCGAACCCUCCUCAGACACUGUUGUCUACACAUGGGACUUUGGUGAUGGUUCCAAUACUGUCCAAGAUGUUCAGCAUAAACUUAGCCAUGUGUUUGGAUCAGCUGGAGUUUAUAACAUUACAGUGUGUGCCAAUAACAGUCUUAGUGCUGUGACUGCUUGGCUUAUGGUAGAGAUAAUGGAGGAAGUCUCUGGAUUAAUUGUCAGAUACAGUGGAUCCAGAGAGAUUAACUCUGUUAUAGAUUUCAGAGCUAACGUGUCCACUGGUACAAGCCUCUUCUGGAAAUUCGACUUUGGUGAUGGUUCACAGCAGGGGAAUCUUACAGAUGGCUCUAUUUCCCAUAUGUAUAGGAGUCCAGGGAACUAUACGGUGGGAGUAACAGUGUCAAAUUCUGUCAACCAGGUCUAUCAGUCUAUCACUGUGGAGGUCUACAGGCUGGAGAUUAAUGGAAUUCUGCCAACUGAGUGUGUAAUUAGUGGUAAAAACAUCCAGUUUACUGCUCUGGUUAAUGGCAACAUCUCUAUGUUAACUUUUCAUUGGCUGUUUGGAGAUGGCUCACCUUCAGCUGUUGUGACAGGAGAGUCCACAACCUCACAUACAUUUAUAAUCCAAGGAGUGUUUCCUGUAAAUCUUUCUGUGUUUAGUUCUGUUUCGCAUGUGUCUUUUAAAGGGAGUAUUUGUGUUGAAAGCCUAAUCACUAGUGUAGCAAUGAAAUCAUCCCAGGAUGUAGUGUCCAUAGAGGAAGAUGUUUGUUUCUUGGUGUUAGUUAGCCCGGAGCUUACAACAGGUUUCCGAUUUAAGUGGUUUAGCAGUUCCUCCAGCCUCAGUGCCAUGACACAAACCAACCAAAAGUGUUUUGUCUUUAAUGAGGAGGGUAUUAAAGAAGUAUCAGUAAUGGUGAGUAACAAUGUCAGUAAUCAAACAGCCAAAAUGAGCAUCACUGUUCAAAAACCUAUAGGUGUGCUGUCUUUGGUACAUAAUAGCCAAAGUGACACACUGAUGGUCAACUCAUUAACAUCAUUUUGGGUGACCAGCUGUAGUGGCAGCAAUGUGACAGUUCUAUGGGACUUUGGAGAUGGUUCUCCAAUAGAAGAGAAGCAAAAUGCAUCACAUGUAUUUACCACCACGGGUCAGUUCAUAAUUACAGCCACAGUGUUUAACAGUGUUAGCCGGAAGUCUUCAACUCUUAAAGUGAAUGUUUUGCCUCCUGUUCAGGACCUUUCACUUCACACCAAACAGCUUUAUGUUGCAGUUGGAGAAGAAACGCUCUUCACAGCAGUAAGUAGUACCAUUAAUAGCACCAAGUACUGCUGGAUAGUGGACAAUGUGAUCACACAGGGCACUCAUCAGUUUAGAUUUGCAUUCCCCAAGCCUGGCGUGUAUCAAGUGAAAGUUAUAGUAGAGAACUCAGUGAGUAAAAUGGAAGCAGUGGUUUUAAUUGAGGUCUUUGAAAGAAUAGUUGGUGCUCAGAUUGAGUGUCAAAACCUAAGAGGCAUGAAAUUACCAGCUCAUGAGGAAACACAGUUCAUUGCUUCUGUCAUCAAAGGAUCCAAUGUUUCUUAUCAGUGGCUUGUUACACAGGAUGGUUUAAAUCAACAAAUUCAAGGUGGUGGUGAAGUUUUUCAUCUGGUAGUUGUGCAUCCUGGUAGAAUUUUAGUUCAGCUAAGAGCUGUCAAUAGAGUGGGUGAAGCCGUGAGCAAUGUUUCUGUUGUGGCAGUUGAAAGAGUAAGUAGAGCAAACAUCACAGUGCAAUCCCACAUUGUGCCAUUAGGGAAACCAGUGAAUAUCACUGUAUCUGUGGCCACUGGUUCUGAACUCCAUUACAUUUGGUACUUGAACUCUGAUCCUUCACCCAUACAGACUCAUGUUCCCUUUCUCUACCACACUUUUACACAGCUGGGUCAUUGUCAUGUUUCUGUUUCAAUUCAAAACAUCUUCAGCCAAAGUAAUGUGUCUGAACUGUUUGUGGUCCAGGAGGAGGUCCAUAAAGUGGACUUUGAAAUUGAAGGGAAAAAAGAGCCAUUUUAUAUCUGCACAAAUGAUUCUGUGGCACUCAGUGGGCACGUCACUAAGGGCAGUGAUCUGUACUGGGAUUGGAAGGUCAGAGGUACCCCAGACACACUUACAGAUGCUACGAAUCAGACCUUUACAUGCAGAUUUCCUCAUGCAGGCGUCUACCAGGUGUCUUUAAACAUCUCAAAUGAGAUUAACUGGCAGGUCGUCUCACAUAGAAUGACCGUCCAAGAUGCAGUUGAAGGUCUGAUGCUAAAUCUUAGCAAAUCUUCUCUUUGCACUGAAGAGGAAGUUGCUUUUGUUCCUACUAUCUCCAAAGGAAGCAAUGUAAGUUUUAUUUUAAUGUUUAGAAACAAGGAUCUGAGCAAUGGUCAUGAGAUUGUUGAGGAAAGGUUUACCACAUCUGACCUUCCAGCUGGUAAUCAUAGAGUGACAGUGAAAGCCUGGAACCAGGUCAGUAGUGCUGAGGUAUCUUCAAAUGUUCUAGUAACUGAACGUAUACAGGGUUUGCAGCUAAAGUGUUGCUCAGCUGUUGUAGAAGCUUUGAAAGAACUGAGUUUCAAAGCAGAUGUUAAAAAUGGUUUUCCAGUCAACUACACCUGGAUAUUUGAUAUGGAGGGUUACAGGCCCACAUGGGUAAUUGGACAAGAAGUUGUCUUUACAGCGCCAGAUAGUGGUUUGUUGUUUGUGUCAGUGGUAGCUAGCAAUGGAGUCUGCUCUGAGAAGCUGAAAGAGACUGUUCAAGUUCAGUUUCCUGUUAAGAAAGUAGCACUUGCUUGUCAUUCAGAUAGAAUAUUCCCUAAAUAUUCAGUCACAUUUUCUGCAAAAGUGAAUGAAGGCAGUAUGCUAAGAUAUGUCUGGGACUUUGGAGAUUCCACUGAACUACUGAUGGACUUACACACAGUCAAUCACACUUAUCAUACUGCUGGAAAAUACAGUGUUGUGGUCAAAGUUUUCAACAAUGUUAGCCAUGUGUCUGCAGAGCUACAGGUGAACGUACAGGAGCUUCAGUGUUCAAAGCCUCAAGUUUCUCUAGUUCAGAGUCAGUCUACUAUUUUCAGGUCUAGACUAAGUUUCUUUGAGGCAGCGGUGGACAUGAACUGUUCUGCUUACAAGACCAGUUAUCUAUGGGAGAUAUUCAGAGCCUUUGAUUGUACUAACACAGUUUCACUGGAAACAGACAGAUUUCAGCAACCCAGCUGAUGUAACCUCACCAUUUCUCCAGAUUCCAAGCAUGCUCUUCAGGUUGGACAGUAUUGCCUGGUCUUUACCGUUAUAUUAAAGGGGACUCCUUUACUUGCAAGAAAGACCAGUGUUACCGUGGUCCACUCCCCACUGGUGGCUGUCAUCAAAGGAGGCUCCUACAGACUGUGGCCUAGUCACACUGACCUUAUCCUGGAUGGAUCUGAGUCUGGAGACCCUGAUGUGGAGCUAAGAAAGGAGGACAAGCUGCAAUACAACUGGACCAUCUGGACAGCGGUAAUGGUGUGUGAUGCUUCGUUGCUUCCAGUGAUUAUAGAAUGUAUGUCCUGCUCCGUCCUGUCCUCCCCCCACCGUCUCACUGACACCCCCUCCAUUACCCUCUCUGGACAGUGUUUAUCAUGUGAGCACCAGGCUCAGUACCAGUGGAGUGUUGUGAAUCAGAGUGGCCAGAUGUUAGACCUGGAUGACAUCAUCACCUCCAGUGGAAGUCCGUCCCUGGUCUUGGCGAUGCGUUCAGGUGUCUUCCAACCAGAGCAGAGUUACACUUUCAUCCUGAAUGUUUCUGAACCUGUCAGUGGGCGGUGGGGCAGUGCCAGCCUGACAGUGCGUCCUAACUGGCCUCCACAUGGAGGUGUGUGCAGCCUGAGUCCAAAGUCAGACAUACGUGGACUGGAGACCGUGGUCACCUACAGCUGCUCAGGGUGGCAAGAUGAUGAAAGUGAGGCAUCACAGUUAAUCUACUGGUUCCAGGUGGUUCCAUGUCAGCCCAGUACCGCUCUGUGUCCCAUCCUGACCCUGUACAGGGGCACCAGGUCAACAUUUGGCAGCGUGGUUCCAGUAGGAAGUCCAGGACAAAAACAGGGGCUGUCAGUCAUCACAGUUUUCCUGCUGGUAGAAGACCAUCUGGGGGCGAAGGUCAUGGCUCUAAACAGAACGCUGAUGGUUGAAAAUCCCACACAUGAUGAGGACACCGGUCCGUGGCUUCACAACAAGAGUCGGACCGAACUAUGGACCUUAGUCCAACAUGGCAACCCUCAGGAGAUCAUCCCCUACUCCAUCGCCCUGACGAGUUACCUCAACCAGGUUGAGUCUGGACGGAACAUUCAGGAGCUUCAUGACAGAAUGGAGAUUCGGGGAAAUGUGACCCGAGCUCUGGCCUCCCUCUCAGUUUCUUCUCUGAAGGAUGUUGAUCAAAUAGGCUCAGCUUUGGUGCAGUCCACUGCGGUUCCCAGUGAGUUGGUGUGUAAAGACUGUCAGAAGAAGGUUCUGGAAGCAGUGGAGAAGAUGAUCCAGGUCAUACAAAAGCAUUCAAGCACAGAUGCUCUGUCAGCCGUUGAAACUGGAUGGAAUAUUCUUAACAUUAUAGGUAACACCUUGGCCGCUGUGUCUGAGUCUGUCAGUGUUUCCACGUCUUACCCAGACUCCUCGGCUUCUGCGCUGUCCCUGUCGGCGCUGGGCCAGACCUCAGCCCUCAUGCGCUCGCUGAUGCCUUCACAUGUUCCGAACAGACCUCUGUCCAUCUCCACUCCUUACAUCAGCACCGUUGGUUUCCAUGGCCGACCUUCAGACCUUCUUUGCACUCAGCGGUCCAUCCGGUCCGACCGGCAAACAUCCAGUCCCUCUCCGUCAUCGUUCACAGACAGAUUGGAUAACUCUGACCUCUGUCCCUUUUUUAUCCCUGUUUCCUUCACGGAUCACUUGCAGAGUCAGAGUGCUGAGGUGGUGCAGGUGUUGUACGCUCUGAGUGAAGCCCUCUGGUCCAACCCACUGCUAACAGCGGCUGACCCUCCCAUUUCAACCGCUCUGGUUGCCAUGGAGCUCACCACACCUCAGGGUCAAGCCAUCCCCAUUCAAGACCUAAAUCCUGAAGAGACCAUUAGGGUCACCCUACCCAACAAAUAUUAUAUGGGACAGAGCGGAGGUCAAAGGUCAGGUGAGGACACAAACAGGACAUGUCUUACUGUGACCAUCCCUAAUGAAGGACGCCUGAACUUUACAGUCAAAGAUGUGGACGGACUCGACAGAAAUGCAGGUUUAUACAUCUCCUUCAACUUCAGCCAGGUCCCAGGAGCCGCUGUGGUGAGUGUGGGAUCUGUCAGAGUAGAAGUCCACAGCACAUGGCCAGAGGAGAAUGCAUCCCAUAAUUCCAUGGUGACAGACUGGUCCCUGUGUCUGUCUGCUGCAGACGCCUGGGUGGAAAAAACCAUCUACCUGUCUGCACUUUCUCUGUGUCAGUUCUACAAUGAGGAGCAGAGACGCUGGAGCAGUGAAGGUCUGCGUCCACUGGAGGGCAGCACGCUCCACACAGCCCACUGUCGAAGCCAGCACCUGACCAUGUUUGGAGCCGCUGUGUCCCUGCACCCUGGGGCUGUGCUCUUAUUACCACCGUCAGGAGGUCCUGUGAGGAACAUGGUGGUGGGGAUUGUGUGUGGUGUCCUGGUUCUGCUUCAUUUGCUGCUGGGGCUUAUCGCCCACAAACUGGACCACUUGGACGGUGUGAGACUGAGCCAGGUCCCGCUGUGCGGCGGACCGGGCCUGUACACCUACAGAGUCCUGGUCAAAACAGGCUGGAGACGAGGAGCAGGCACCACAGCACACGUUGGCAUCAGCCUGUACGGUGUGAAUAAGAGCGGCCCUCGCCAUCUGCAGAGGGACGGCGCUUUUCAACGCGGCGGCCUGGACCAGUUUCACCUGGAGACAGAUGACAACCUGGGGGAGGUCUGGAAAAUCCGGAUCUGGCACGACAACACAGGUUUGGACCCGUCCUGGUACGUGAAGCAUGUGGUGGUGUGGGACCCGCAGACCGACCACAUGUUCUUCUUCCUGCUGAAUGAUUGGCUCUCUGUGGAGAAUGUGAAAAAUGGCACCGUGGAGAAAGAAGUCCUGGCAUCGUGUCCUGAGGAACUCACUCAGUUUAGUCGUGUCUUCACAUCUCAGCUGAUGUUUGGGAUGGUGGAGCGCCAUCUGUGGCUGUCGCUAUGGGAACGCCCCGCCCACAGCCGUUUCAGCCGGGGUCAGAGGGUCACCUGCAGCGCCCUCCUGCUGCACCUCUACCUGGCGCUGGGGGCUUUGUGGUACGGCGCUGUCAGCACCACGGGGACCAGUGGACCAGUGUCAGCCCAGAUGCUGGUUACCAUGGAGACAGCAGCUGUAGGGAUGGCCAUGGCAGUCCUGGUGUUUCCCCUGCAGUGUUUACUCUGUUAUUUAUUCAGGAGAAUCCACAGUCAGGUAACCGUGGACAUGUCCCUCCCUCCGUCCCCUGUGUGCCACUCAGUGCUGAUGGACGUGUCUCUGGUCCAUCAGGGUCUCUCAGGUCCAUCUGUCUUGUCCUUUCCGGACUCAUCAAGUCCAGCUGGACACAGUCCGUCAUCUUUACUGCAGAGUCAGCUGUUUGACUCCAGUAUCCUGGACUUGUGGGCUUCCUCUGGUCUGGUACCUCAGACCAGGACCACGGUUCCAGAUGAGGAUGAGGGUUUGGCAGCAUGGCCAUCCUGCGACAGCCUCCUGAACCUACCGGCCGUCCCGUACCUCUGUGAGGAAUCACCUGUUGUCGGUCGGACGCGACUUCUCAGGAGGAAGAAGGCGGUGAUGCAACUGCCCCUGACCCCCCCCUCCUCCUCUGACUCACCUACAGGGGGCGCAGACCCCCCUCAGAUGUUCUCCUUGUCCAGCACUCACUGCCGUGUGGUGUCACCAGGUCAGGGUUCCCCCAGUGUCACUAUGAACCCCAAAACCUACACCCACAACCUGAGCACACUUCUAACUCUGUCUGAGGAGGAUUUGCUGAUGUCCAUAGCAGCAGCAGCAGAAGACACAGCAGACACUGUCAACAGCAACUCAGACAGUGGGCGGGACUCACCCAGAGCCGCCUCCCCCCUCUCCACCCUUGGGAGUGGAUCCAGUGACAGCUGGUCAGAGCAGAGUGAGGCCAAGGACUGUCCACUCUCAGAUGGAAGACCACUCUACAAAUGUCCGUCUGUGGACUCAGUGUCCAGCACCGUCCUGCCGUCUCCGUCUCCUGACUCGACAGGCUCCUCCUCCAGCACACGCAUAGGUGUUGUUCGAGGUGGUCCCCGCUGUCUCCUUCCUCCGUGGUCACUGUAUGUGAUCUACCCCCUGGUGGCGCUGUUCCUGGCCGUCUGCCUGUCGGUGGUGGGAGUCUACGGCCCCUCCCUCUCCAGGACGGUGGUGCUCAUGUGGCUGCUGUCGGCUCUGUCGGCCUUCCUCACCUCCGCUCUGCUGCUGGAGCCUGUCAAAGUGUGUUUCCAGGCCUUGGUCUACACUCUUCUAUGGAGGCCUGUAGAUCCAGAGGUGGAGGACCAUAUUUCCCAUGAGUCCACAGUGGUGAGGUCAUUUGGAGAGCAGGGGGGGAGGGUUCGGGCGCCGGCUGGGUACGGGCUGCUGCAGGCCAAGGAGGAGGCGCGCAAAGUCCGAGCUCUGCGUUCACUCAUGAAGAACUGUGUGAAGCAGCUCCUGUUCCUGCUGCUGCUGCUCAUGGUCAACUACCAGGACGGUCCAGAGCAGAGGGAGGGCCGCAGGUUACAGGCAGCAAUCAGACAGCACCUGCACACCACAGCCAGGCCAGGGGGGGUCCCCAACCUCAGCUCCAUCACAGACUGGUCAGAUGCAAAGCGGUGGGUCAUCCACACCUUGGUUCCUCACCUCUAUGAAAGCCCCUCACUGCAUCUUGUGGGGUUGCCACGGUUACAGUACAGCCGUGCUCUGGGUCCAGUGGUGGAUGUUAUUAUGGGAAACCACAGCGAGACGACGACGAGGCUCAUAAAGGAUCUGAACAUGGACGAGUGGAGGAACACACAGUUUCAGUGGCUGUCUGUGGACUUCACACACUACCACACACACUCGGCCUUAUUUGUGUGUGUGUCUGUUCAGCUGGAGCUGAGUCAGACCCACAGAGUCAUCCCUUCGCUCUCCAUCCACCCACUGCUGGUGUCCUCCUCCAGACUGGACCUUCAUCUGGCUCUGGCGGUUCUGCUCCUCCUCUCUGCUCUUCUCAUCUCGUUUGCAGAGGUGCGCACCAUGGUUACUGAGCGUGUGCAUUAUGUGCAUCGGUGCAGUCACUGGUUUCAUCUGCUCCUGGCCUCGUUGUCCCUGGCAACAGCCAUCCUGCAGCUCUGCUUCCUGUCGCUGUCUACUUCCUGUGUUAAUGAGUUUCGUCAGCAGCCGGACAGCUACGUCAGCUUCCACAGCGCUGCCCUUCUGGCUCAAAGGUCUUCUCAGACUGCAGCCGUCCUGCUCACUCUGCUGGUCAUGAAGUUGGUGGGAACCCUGCGUUUCGUGCGGCGGUGGGUGGCGAUCGGCAGAGUUGUGCACAGAGCCUGGGGGGAGCUGUGGGCUGGGACUGUCCUCCUGCUGCUGUGGCUUCUACUCUGCUCUCACCUGGGGCACACUCUGUUCUCUGAUUGGAUGGAAGACUUCCUGUCUCCACGUCAGGCUGUAGUGUCAGUGCUGUCCAUCCUGCGUGGCCGGGGGGUUCUCCAGAGGUUAUGCAGAGUGCACCCGUCCCUUGGCCCCCUGUAUGGCGUCCUCAUCGUGGGGGGAGGUGUUUGGGUCCUGGGCAGACUGUGUGGGGCUGUUCUCAUCUGUGCAUACAGGUCAGAGCAGGUUGACAUGUACCGUCCAACUGUCGAACCUCAGGACUAUGAGAUGGUGGAGUUUUUUAUCAAGAGACUCAAACUGUGGAUGGGACUCACCAAAGCCAAAGAGUUCAGACACAGGGUGAAAUUCGAGGACAUGGACACCCCUCCCACCAGGUCUUCCCAGGAUUCCCGUCCGUCCACCGUGUCCUCCCCUCUCCCCUCGUUCUGCUCUCCGUCCCUGUCCCCCCCGCCCUCCCUGUCCUCCUCGUCCUCCCCCCCGCCCUCCCUGUCCUCGGCCCUGUCCAUCAGGUCUGAGGACUGGUCCCCGUCGGAGCCGGGCUUCGACGUCCAGCCGUACCUGGAGCGCCUGCUGCCGCGCGUCAAUGCUCUGCUGUGUGGUUUCGAUCGCGUCAACCAGAUAACAGAUGACGUCCACGACCUGGAGAUGAAAAUAGAGGAGGUCCAAGUCAGAAGAAGGAGAAGAAGCUGGAUCCAAGACAGAGAAAAGAGUAGAGGGAGGUCAGGAGCGUCAGGGAAACCACAGAAAGCAGACGCAGAAGUAAAGGCGACGGAUGUUCGACACAGGAGGACCGGCUUCCUUUACCCCCCCCCACCACCGUCCCUCCCAUCAUGCCUUUCUCUCACUCCCUUUACACUGAACUCUUCUGCAGCAGCGGGCGUCUUCCCCCGGAUUCGAAGCUCUCACUCGGAGUCGGAGUCUCUCCCGCUUCAGAUCCGUCCCUCUCCGUCAGCCAAACCGGACGGUCUCAGCCCGUCUCCGGCAGCUUCCCCCGGAUCGGAACGCUUCCCCAGGAGGAGAGCUUGGCAUUCUGGGAGUUCUCAUUCAGCUGACACAGCACAGAGGAUCUUCCAAAGCCAGGGUGGAGUCCAUCCAUGUGGAAACAGGACAGAACAUGUGGCCUCGGUCAACAGCAGACCCAGGAGUGAAGAUGGGCUGAGGUGGAGCAGCAGUGAUGGAGUCCCAGUGAAAAGGAAGGCCUGGACCUGGGAGGGAGCAGAGACGGAGCAGGACUGA